AUGCUAUCGCGAGCAAGUAGAUUAAUAACAAGAAAUUCAUUUGGAGAAAGAGUUGUUUGUGUACAGCAUGCUUUAACCAACAACUCCAGUCGAUCCCGCGAUUAUCAUAUUGCUGCUGGUCAUGGCUUUCGACCGUCGGGUAUCAGCUCCUGCACACUUUUAAAUACCAAAUAUGCCACCCUCAAACCCCUCACAGCGGCAGUGUUAGUGAGAAAUCUCAACACAGCAGAUGUAGAUAAAUCGGCGUUGUUGCAAACCAUCCCGGAACCACCGACAAUUCCGCAGGCUGCUCCCGAAAUUGCCGACAUUGUGGCUGGUGCGGAACCAACCUUUGCCUCUAUUGGUCUAGGAGGCUGGUCGCCAGUCGGAAUCGUGCAAAACUGCAUGGAAUUCCUGCACAUUGGACUCGAUCUGCCCUGGUGGGGAUGCAUCGCCAUCGGAACCGUGGUCGUCAGAACGCUGCUAUUCCCUUUGGUCAUCGCUUCGCAACGAAAUGCGGCCAAAAUGAAUAACCAUAUGCCGCAGCUGCAGGUGUUGCAGAUGAAGAUGACUGAAGCUCGACAGUCGGGCAAUGCCAUCGAUUCUGCUCGCUACGGCCAGGAAAUGGUGCUAUUUAUGAAGGAAAAAAAGCUGAACCCAUUGAAAAACAUGCUUGUACCGCUCGCCCAGGCGCCCAUUUUCAUUUCUUUCUUUAUGGGCCUCCGUGAAAUGGCCAACACACCGGUGGAAUCGAUGCGCGACGGGGGACUGUUUUGGUUCACUGAUUUGACGAUCUGCGACCAGUUCUAUGCGCUCCCCGUGAUCACCAGCAUAACGUUAUUCCUCACGAUCGAGCUUGGCACAGAUAGUGCGCGAAUGUCGGCCGCUAACAUGCAAACGGCCAAGUAUAUCCUGCGCGCGUUACCGUUAUUUAUCUUCCCAUUCACCAUCAAUUUCCCUGGGGCGAUCCUUUGCUACUGGGCAUGCAGUAACUUCUUCUCGCUGAUGCAGGUGGGCUUUCUGCGGAUACCAAAGGUCCGAGAUUUCUUCAAAAUUGAUCGUAUCGUUACGCACCGACCAGAAACCCUGCCCAUUAAGAAGAAAGGCUUUACCGAGGGCAUCAAGGAAUCUUGGACUAACAUGAAAAUAAGUCGAGAAUUGGAAGAGCGUUCGCGCGUUGAUGAGAUCCGUUUUCAAAAGGCAGGCAAAGGACCGUUGGUAAAAACUUACAAAUACGAUCCUACGGCCCCGCGAACCAACGCUGCUAGCACAGUGAAUGCGAAAAAGCGGUAAUGGCAAUAACGACUGUUGCCCUUGUUCGGGCUACCAAUGCUACCGUCUCCCGAGUCAGUCAAACAUCCUAAACCGUUACAGUAGUUAAACUUGAUUGCU
Messenger RNA from Anopheles nili, 1371 nucleotides. RefSeq names its product mitochondrial inner membrane protein OXA1L (gene OXA1L). Gene Ontology annotation, cellular component: mitochondrial inner membrane. Lineage: Eukaryota; Metazoa; Arthropoda; Insecta; Diptera; Culicidae. Gene Ontology annotation, biological process: mitochondrial respiratory chain complex IV assembly; protein insertion into mitochondrial inner membrane from matrix. Gene Ontology annotation, molecular function: membrane insertase activity. Bases 1 to 1272 code for a protein of 423 amino acids. The transcript has 3 exons. The record is from RefSeq and is a predicted model, not a curated record.